AUGUCGACGCUCAAGGUCUACCCGCUGAGCAACUACAGCUUUGCGACCAAGGAGGCACAGGUGGACGAGGACCCGUCCGUCGUCGCGCGUCUGCAGAGACUCAACUCGCUCUGUCUUCUCUCGCGCUUCCAACUUGCUCGCGGAGUCCUUCACGGCACAUCUACCGGCCCCUGCGCUAUCGCCCGAUCCUGCUGGCCCCGUAUCGUCCGCUCUGCGCAUGCAACUUUCAAUUCGCCUUCUUCCAUUGAGAUCCUCAACAGCGAGCAACUCUGA
Rhodotorula toruloides NP11 is the source of this 273-nucleotide messenger RNA. Its product is annotated as cleavage and polyadenylation specificity factor subunit 5. Lineage: Eukaryota; Fungi; Basidiomycota; Microbotryomycetes; Sporidiobolales; Sporidiobolaceae. The record is from RefSeq and is a predicted model, not a curated record. The transcript is spliced from 4 exons. The coding region runs from base 1 to 273 and encodes 90 amino acids.